CUUCUUCCCCGCACCAACCUCCAACGGCCCCCUCACCUGAGGGCCAGUACCUAUGCGAUUCAAGCUAACGCAACGGCAAUAAAUCAACAGCCCGGGUAUCACAGCUGACCAUCAUGGUCCCGCAUUUGUACACGAUGCCGAGUCCCAAGAAGGCGUGGUCACCGAUUUGCUCCCUGCAUGCUGGACGCCAUGUACGUAAGUAAGGUGCAGGACAUUGUAGAUGGUCGAUGUGACGGUGGGGUAAGCGAGCAUAAGAAUGACUUACCUCCCCUACGAUGAACCUCUACCGAGAAGAACACCUUUCAACUUUGAACACGCCAGGCCCUCACCAUGACUGACGACAACCCCCGCCCCUUCAAGAAAGUUCUCAUAGUAGGCGCCGGCCCCUCCGGCCUCCUCCUCGCCCUCCUCCUAGCAAAGCACUCCAUCCCCGUCAAAGUCCUCGAGUCCGCCUCCCAGCUCGACCAGCAACCCCGCGCAGCCCACUACGGCACCCCCGCCAUCCCCGAGUUCAUCCGCGCCGGCAUCAUCGACCAGCUCCGCGCCAACGGCCUCAUCCUCUCGACCAUGUGCUGGCGCGAUCCUGACAGCCAUGAGAUCAUCGCCGGGUUUGACGCCUCCAAAGUCCUCAGUGAUGUCGACGGCCAAGACCUGAGAACACACUGCUAUGUCCUGCAGGAUUUGGACGAGCUGAUGCUGAAGGAGGUGAAGAAGUACGGUGGGGAGGUGGAGUUUGAUGCCGAGGUUGUCGGGGUUGGUCAGGAUGAGGAUGGCGAGGUGGGGGGGAGGGCGUGGGUGGAGGUGAAGAGGAAGGGAGGGGAGGUGGAGAGGGAGGAGGCGGAUUAUGUGGUUGGUUGUGAUGGGGCGAAUAGUAUUGUCAGGAGGAGCUUGUUCGGGGAUCAGUUUCCUGGGUUUACUUGGGACGCGCAGAUUAUUGCUACUAAUACGUUUUACGACUUUGAGGGAAAGUUUGGGUGGCAUGAUGCGAAUUUCAUCGUUCACCCGGAGAACUUCUUUAUGGCCGCCCGCAUCACAAAAGACAACAUGUACCGCAUCACCUACGGCGAAACACCCGGCCUGACCCGGGAAGAGUACAUCGCCCGUCAACCCAUGAAAUUCCAACAGAUGCUCCCCGGCCACCCCAAGCCAGACGAGUACAAGAUUGUCAAUAUUUCACCUUACAAGAUGCACCAACGAUGUGCCCCCAAAUUCCGAGUUGGUCGCAUCCUCCUAGCAGCAGACGCAGCCCAUCUGUGUAACCCAUGGGGAGGGCUGGGCAUAACAGGUGGCUUUGUCGAUGUUGGUGGCCUGUUUGACUGUCUUGUGGGGAUAUGGGAAAACAAGGCCGGUGAGGAUAUUCUGGAGCUGUACUCUGAGAAGAGGAUUGAGAAGUGGCAGACUGUUAUCAACCCCAUUUCACAAGAGAACUUCAGGCGAGUGUCUGAUAAGGAUCCGAGGACGAGAUUUGAGAGGGACGAGUUUAUGCAGCUGUUGAAGAAGGGGGAGACGGAUGAUGUUUUGUUGAAGGAUUUGCUUCUCGGAUUCAUGGAGGUCAGGUACGACUUUACGCAGCAUUAUAAGGUCAGGUGAUGCUUGCGGGUAGGACUAGGUCAUGAGCCACCCUGGGUGGAAGGAUGCAAAGGAGGCAGGAUAAGGUAGCCUUGAAAGCUUCAGUGUGAUAAGGAACCUAUACGGACUGUAGCUUAGUUCCACAUCUUGCCCCUUCGGAAAAGCAAGGUGCACAAGCACCCUGCAUGAGGUCUCCGGCUGUGGUGGAGAAGGGAAUUUGAGCCGCUCCAAUGGAGCGUUGACCAACGAAUACUACCGUAGUUGACAUCAACGCAUUGCGGAUCCACUGGUAGUGACUUGGGUGCCGAGGUGAUAUAGAGGCUCUGAUAACUCCCGCAAGGUGCCAGCGAGUAGAUCAAAG
Molecule: messenger RNA, 1930 nt
Organism: Podospora pseudocomata
Lineage: Eukaryota; Fungi; Ascomycota; Sordariomycetes; Sordariales; Podosporaceae
Exons: 4
Coding region: 331-1590 (419 amino acids)
Biological process (GO): ubiquinone biosynthetic process
Cellular component (GO): mitochondrion
Molecular function (GO): oxidoreductase activity; FAD binding
Source: RefSeq, a predicted model, not a curated record